CCCUUCCUUAAACACAGCACUCUUCCACUGCUGCUGCUAGUUUGUCAAUUCUGUAUCUGAUGAGAAGAUGGUGGCUGUAGCGUCAGCGUCUUAAAAAAAAAAAUGAAGCUCUCUCCGAUACUCGUCAUCCUCCGAUUGGCACGACAACCCUCUGACAGCCGUUAAGAAAGAUAAUUGGAAGCAAGCUCGGCCAGGAGAUCUUGGUGACGUGAAUAGACUGCGGAGUUGCCUUGAAUUAAGGAAUGUCUGUACCCGGAGACAUCAUCACCCCCACAGUUCAGUCACAGUAAUUGAAUAAAGCUCCCAAAACUGAGACACUUUUCCUUUGGGACUGCAAGCUAGGGAGAGCAGAGGGGAGGAAAAUUAAUAACUGUCCUGGCUGUACUUUCCCUUGAUGUGCUCUGCUGAAGAACGGUGACCUAAGAAAGAAAGAAAGAAAGAAAGAAAGAAAGAAAGAAAAACAAAACUUGUGUUGCCUUUGGAAUAUUGAAAAGGGGGAGAAUAAACAUUGUUAAUGGAUGAUUCCUUUUGUUGGUUUUGAUUUUCGUAUUUUUCGUUUUUUGGGUGAGGGUUAAAUAAGGGUUGCAAGAUCUGCGUGACAUAUAAAUCUUUUUUUACAACCCUUCCUCGAUAUUCUUGUCUACUCCCACUUCGGCAGUCUCUUAAGAGACACCAACCAAGCCUCCUAGUUUUGGACCCGUGCUCGCCGCAGUGAGGAAACGGAGAGGUGAGCCGGGAAAGGACGCGGAUGUAUUGAUAGGAGCAGGCCCUCCUGUUGAAAGGCGCACAGAAGACACUAAAACAGGGAAAGCAAGACAAAUAAAACAGUCUCGUAUUUUAUUUGCUGCCAAGUUCAGACACCCCCUCCAGCCACUUUGCGUGUUGAAAUACGAAGUACCUGGGCGCGGUAAUGCGAUAGUAGAAGAAAGUAAAUAAGAUUUAAAAAGUAAAUAAGAUUAAACUAGUAGGAAUGAAAAAUGACGGUGCCACUGGAAUGUAUGUGGUCUUUUUUUUUUAAAGCCUUAAUGUGGAUUAAACGCAGAGGAAAGGAAAUCGGUAACAUUUGAAAGUGAAGUUUCUCUUUAAAAUAAUCCUAGUUAUAUUGAAGCGAGGAGUGUUUGGAGGAUGUUCGGCAGAAUAAGGAUAGGGGCUGGUGUUAUUUCUCAUCACACUUUCAGAAGAGAUUGAUCAUAAAGAAAAAGUAUUUUAAGAAGCAGAUUCUGUCUGCAACUGCCAGAAGUUUCUUUAUAACACUCGAAAGGGGACGAUGAACAAACGUGAUAUUAAAAAAAAAAAAAAAAACUGUUUUCCUUGUUAAAAUCCUGCGAAGUUAUGUGAUGAAUGAUUUGCAGUGUUUGAAAGAGAAAAAGUGUAGUACAAAUGAAAUGUAUUAAACCAAAUGUAAUUGAUGCAGUAUGAGAGAGACCAAUGAUGAACUGUGCAACAAGAAGAUCCUGGAACUCUGUGCUCAAGUACAAGUAGACAGCCUGGGUAACAAGAAGAGGAUGGAAUAAGUGCGGGACGUUUUUAAAAUUAUUUUUGUGUUAAUUUCUAACAUGGCCUCCCCACAGCACCAACAGUUGUUGCUACAUAGCACUGAGGUUAGUUGCAGUGCCACUGGAGAUAGUGUGUCUGUGAAGAUCAACAGCAAGCCACAGCUGCAUGGCCCUGCUAGCAGCAGCAGCAGCAGCAACAGCAGCUCCAAGCACUGCAAGUACAGCAUCUCUUCCAGCUGUAGCUCUGGGGAGUCAGGUGUCCGCAGGGUGGUGACUACAAGGGCCAGGCGCCCAAAGAAGCUGCCACAGCUUUUUGAGAGGUCCUCGUGGCAGUGGUGGAACCCCAAGUUUGAUUCUACCAACCUUGAAGAAGCCUGCCUUGAGAGGUGCUUCCCCCAGACCCAGCGCAGAUUCCGCUAUGUGCUCUUUUACUUGGUGGCUGCAUGCCUCCUUUGGAGCAUCUACUUCAGGGUCAACGGUGCCAGGUGCGACCAGACUGCAUUUUUGGUCCCCACUCUGGGUUUCCUCGUAUUCUGCAUUUUGCUUUUGCUGUUCACCUUCACCCGCUUCUACGCCAGACUGUAUGUCUGGGUCUCCUUGUUGCUCUUCAUUGUCACUUUUGCCUUGACUUUGUCCCCCCAAUUGCAACAUGCUUUCUUCUUGAAAGACGGUGACUUUGACAACAGCACAGGCCUGACUAAUGCUGCCUACACCUGGGAACCCUGCCUUUCCCCUGUGGGCACUUUCUCCCUAUGCAUGGAGGUGCUCCUGUUACUCUACACUAUCAUGCACUUGCACCUGUACCUCUGUGUCUUGCUAGGUCUGGUCUAUUCAACGUUGUUUGAGAUCCUGGGUUGGUUCUACUUUGCCAGUGACAGCACAGAGUCCAACCCCCUUUACUGGCUAGCCCCUGCCAAGGCUCUUCUGCACAUUUGUGCCCACGCCAUUGGGAUCCAUCUGUUCAUCAUGUCAGAGGUUCGCUCGCGAAGCACCUUUCUGAAGGUGGGCCAGUCCAUAAUGCAUGGAAAGGACUUGGAGGUGGAGAAAGCCCUGAAGGAGCGUAUGAUCCACUCGGUCAUGCCUAGGAUGGUAGCAGACGAGCUGAUGAAGCAAGGGGAUGAUGAGAGUGAGAAUUCGGUGAAACGCUACUCCACUUCCAGCCCCAAAAACAAGAAGAAAAAGCCAUCCAUUCCCAAAGCCCAAAUCAUCUUCAGGCCUUUCAAUAUGAAGCGAAUGGAGCCUGUGAGCAUCCUCUUUGCCGAUAUUGUGGGAUUCACCAAGAUGAGUGCCAAUAAGUCGGCACAUGCCCUGGUGGGUCUUUUGAACGACCUAUUUGGCCGAUUUGACAGACUCUGCGAGAUCACCAAUUGUGAGAAGAUCAGCACGCUGGGUGACUGCUACUACUGUGUGGCGGGCUGCCCAGAACCACGUGCUGAUCACGCUUAUUGCUGCAUUGAGAUGGGCCUUGGUAUGAUCAGGGCCAUAGAACAGUUCUGCCAAGAGAAGAAGGAGAUGGUAAACAUGCGGGUGGGUGUCCACACGGGCACUGUGCUCUGUGGCAUCCUGGGCAUGAGACGCUUCAAGUUUGACGUCUGGUCCAACGACGUCAACCUAGCCAACCUAAUGGAGCAGCUCGGUGUAGCUGGUAAAGUCCACAUUUCUGAGGUGACCGCCAGCUUCCUUGAUGACCGAUACCUGCGAGAGGACGGCAGGGUGAUGGAGAGGGUUGGGCAGAGUGUUGUAGCUGACCAGCUGAAAGGUCUCCUUCAAUCACUCAGCCUAGUAGCUGCAUCUGCUGGGAGAAAUGGGACUGGAGCAGCUGCCGAUUCCUCACAGCAGUCUUGUGUCGAUGCAGACUCAACAUACUGGGGUGCUUGUAGAUGGAGGCUAAAGACCUACCUGAUCUCUGGGCGGAAGGUGGAGAGGUCCCAGUGCAGGUGUUCCCAGCUGGGCCUGGCUGGGUCGGAGUAUGUGGACGGGGCCUCCAGGACACAGACUUCAGAGACCAUUACCACCACAGAGGCAACACACACCAGCAGCCAGACUGACAGAACCAAGGAGCUGUGUCCUUCGUGCAGUGUGAUGCUGGUCCCAACCUGUGACACCCCAACUGAAGACAGCACUGUCCAGAAUGGUUGUCAGGAAGACCACAAGAACAACAUAAAGCCUAUUCCAGACGCAAGAUGCAAGACGCAAAAUGGGCUACUGAGCCCGCCCCCAGAGGAAAAACUGACCAAUAGUCAGACUUCUCUCUGUGAGAUGCUACAGGAGAAGGAGAAGGGGAAGUGGGUGGGGGUAAGUAUGGACCAAUCAGCCUUGCUCCCGCUGCGGUUCAAGAACAUCCGUGAGAGGACUGAUGCUCACUUCGUCGACGUCAUCAAGGAGGACAGCCUGAUGAAGGAUUACUUCUUCAAGCCACCCAUAAACAAGCUGAGCCUAAACUUCCUGGAGAAGGGCCUGGAAAUGACGUAUCGCAUCAGCUACCAGAAGGAGGUGAAGGACAGAGUCCCAGUAAAGACAUUUGCCAGCUCCACCUUCAGCUCCUUCAUUGAUGUGCUCCUGUCCUCUGCUGUCUUCCUCUUCCUCACCAUUGGCUGCUUCCUGAAGCCCUGGGUCUCUGGCACCGCAGCCCCUCCAGCUGCUGUCGCUGUCUGUGUGCUUGCCAUCCUACUGGAGCUGCUGUCCCUCGUCCUAUCCGUGCGAAUGGCAUUUUACCUGGAGGAAGUGGCAGGCUGCACCAAACACCUGCUGCAAGUCAUUUCUGGUUGGAUCCCCCGGCAUUUCAUUGGAGCCAUCCUCAUCUCCCUCCCAGCACUCGCUGUCUUUUCCCACAUCACCUGCGAGUUUGACACCAGCAGCCACUUCACCAUGUUCAUCUGCUGUGCGAUUAUCAUCACCAUCAUCCAGUACUGUAACUUCUGCCAGCUGAGCUCCUGGAUGAGGUCCUUCAUUUCAACUGUGGUGGGUGUGGUGCUGCUGAUCCUGCUCUACACAUAUCUCUACCCUGAGGAGCUGGGCUCCUCGAACAGCUCUGUACCCGAGACACUGCAGCUGCUGGACCUGAACAGAGAGGAAGUGAUCCUGGCUUUCUUCCUGCUACUCCUUCUGGUGUGGUUCCUGAACCGGGAGUUUGAGGUGAGCUACAGGCUGCACUACCAUGGCAACGUGGAAGCUGACCUCCACCGUGCCAAGAUCCAGACCAUGCGUGACCAGGCCGACUGGUUGCUGCGCAAUAUCAUCCCCUACCACGUUGCUGAGCAGCUGAAGGUGACACAGAGCUACUCUAAGAACCACGACAACGUGGGUGUCAUAUUCGCCAGCAUCGUCAACUUCAGUGAGUUCUACGAGGAGAACUACGAGGGCGGAAAGGAGUGCUACCGUGUGCUGAACGAGCUGAUUGGUGACUUUGACGAGCUGCUGAACAAACAGCAGUACAGCAACAUCGAGAAAAUUAAGACCAUUGGGGCCACCUACAUGGCUGCUUCGGGCCUCAACCCCUCGCAGUGCCAGGACAACAGCCAUCCACAUAGGCACCUCCGCACCCUCUUCGACUUCGCCAAGGAGAUGAUGUGCGUCGUGGACAACUUCAACAAGGACAUGCUCUGGUUCAACUUCAAGCUACGCAUCGGCUUCAACCACGGGCCCCUCACGGCAGGCGUUAUUGGCACCACAAAGCUGCUGUACGACAUCUGGGGGGACACGGUGAACAUUGCCAGCCGCAUGGACACCACCGGGGUGGAGUGCCGAGUGCAGGUGAGCGAGGAGAGCUACCGUGUCCUCAACGAGAUGGGCUACGAUUUUGACUACAGGGGCACCGUCAAUGUAAAGGGAAAAGGCCAAAUGAAAACGUUCCUGUUCCCCAAAAGCGUGGACAGUGGAAUGGUGCCACAGCACCAGCUGUCAGUCUCGCCAGACAUCCGUGUCCAAGUGGACGGCAGCAUUGGACGCUCCCCCACGGACGAGCUUGCCAACAUGGUCCCCUCUGCCGGUGGCCAUGGCUUGGACCGCACCCCUCCACAACGGGCAGCAGCUGCUAUGGAGAAGUUAGAUGUCAAGGACUCAUCGGGCCACCUCAGGGCAGCUCCUUUUGCUGUCUCCAGCCCAGGCAACACCCAGAGACCACUCCCGGCCCAAGCCUUGGCCACAACUGCCACCCGCAACCUCCAUGCUGAAGAAGAAGAAGGUGAGGAGGAGGAGGAAGAGGAAGAGGCAGACGAACUGACAAAACUCAAAAUCUCAGAAAGCCUAUGAUGCAGCUUGACUCAUUUUAGGCUUGUCUUCUUUAUUUGGGUGGCACCUUAGAGGGGAAAAAGAAACAAACUGUGAUGUUUUCUAUGUUCAGUUUUUUUAGUUUUUACUCAUUUUUUUUUGUUAAUUUGUUUUUUUUUGGCUGGCUUACAUUUCACAAGAAAAGGGGGUAAUUGCUCUCCUUCCCACUCCCCUCUUUCAUUUUUUUUUUUUGUUUCUUGCUGUUUAUUGGAUUAAUUAAGUGCCUUCAGAAAUAAAUUAACAGCCACUCAGCUAAAGAGGGGCGUUAAAAGAAUUGUCAUAGCAUGGCUUUUAUGAAACAGACAAAGGGAAAAGCUGUGGUUAUUCUUUUUUCUUCGCUAAUGCAAGUGUUAUUGUUAUCAUUAUUAUUUUAGCGUAACUUUAAAAAUCCAGCAAUGGUAUUUACACAAACAAACAAAAGGCUGAUGUUGAAGUGUAUCAGUAGUACACCGUGGAAAGAGGAGGGGGGGGUGCAGGGAAGAGUAACAGAUGUGUUUAGCUUUUUGUCUACAGACAGUUCAUCGCAAUUAGGAUUACAAUGGAACCUCACCUGAUACUUCACUGGACCCCUGCUCGGAAGUCUGUGCAAGUACAGCUGUGCACUGUGCUGAGUAAAAGGGUUGCUUUGCAAAAAAGAGACAGCAGUAGAACUUAGCACAUCAAAGGGUAAAACAGAUCUGCAUUCCAAGACAAUAUAUCUUAGUUUUUUCUUAGUUUAAUGGCAGCUUUUUAUUUAUUUUUUAUUUUUUUACUUCUAUGGAAAGUUGCCAUGGAUAAAAAACAGACACUCUGAAUUCUGAGCUGCCCUCUUAUCAGUAAUCGGCAGUUUAGCCGGAUAUUAAGUUAUCGUUACUCAUGUUUCAUAUUUGCUUCUAACUCCAAGUAGUAGACAACAUUCACUCCAUACUCCAUACACAUCAGGAGUUUGGGUGCCGCAGCGAUACGCGAACUGACAAAGGUAGUGUAGAAGGUCAGUGUUCUGGGGGAAAAAACACUUUACAGUUGUGCGCCCCACAAUUAGUAGAUAAAAUGCUGCAUCUUUUUUCUCUUUUUGUUGUGCUAUUUUACCACCUAACUGCAGUGAAUGUUGUGCCAUAGAGAGUUCUAGUCAAAAAACAGCUGUGUUGUAAUUGAUAUGUUUUUUAAAAGAAAAUCAUAGUACAGACCUGUUUAGUCUGUUCAGUAGAAUGUUCCACACAGUGAGGAAAUAAUGUAUCACACUUUGCUCACGAAGUAUACGAGGCCAUGUGCAUUUAACACAGUUGGCUCUUUUUAAAGAACCAUUCAGAGGUACUUUUCUUCAUCCCUGUGCUAUGCUUGCCCUGUAAAUGGACGCACAGACAUAUAGAGGGAUUUGACCUUCACUGCUCUCAGUCCCUAACUUUUGAUGGGUAUUGGUGAUGUCUUUUAUAGUGGUUUCCACUCUGAAAGCUCUUACUUUAUAUAAAGUAGCACUUUAAAAAUGAAUGCCUCUUUGUGUUGUUGGAUAUGGUUUAAGUAAUCCAAAGUACGUGGCAGUUAGCAUUCACAAAAACAAUGACAUUUAAAAAUUGUCAGCAAUUUUUCAAAUUUGCCUUCUGAACUUACUCUACAUGCUACAUUUUGAAAUAUCUCUUGAUUGUAAGAUGAAAUGUAUUUCUUAAUUUUGAAAGAGGCCACAAGAAGACCCACUAAACUUAGUGUGGUAUGAUGGAAUUGAAAUACUGUAAUAUGAAACCUUGUUCCAGUAUUCAGGUAUGAUAUUAUUUUUGAUGUGAAAUGGGUUUUUAAAAUAUUCAUAAAUCUCCACUGUUAUUCAACAUCACAGAUAAGUACUUGCUAUUAAUUGAUACGUGUGCAUAAAGCGUUUCUGCUGACUUGUUUUUAUUAACAGGCUCGUCGACUAAAGAGGUUCCACUCUAUUCAUAUACUUUUAUUGUUAUGUGCCACCUUUUUGUCAGUGUGCAAUGUUACCCACUGCAAUCAUACCUUUUUUAUUAUUAAUAAUAUCAUUAUAAUUAAACUAUGUAACACAAUUUUUGUUCCUGGGUAGUAAG
Molecule: messenger RNA, 7801 nt
Organism: Polyodon spathula (Mississippi paddlefish)
Lineage: Eukaryota; Metazoa; Chordata; Actinopteri; Acipenseriformes; Polyodontidae
Product: adenylate cyclase type 9-like
Exons: 10
Coding region: 1557-5747 (1396 amino acids)
Biological process (GO): cyclic nucleotide biosynthetic process; adenylate cyclase-activating G protein-coupled receptor signaling pathway; intracellular signal transduction
Molecular function (GO): adenylate cyclase activity
Source: RefSeq, a predicted model, not a curated record